Fusarium venenatum is the source of this 1476-nucleotide messenger RNA. The record is from RefSeq and is a predicted model, not a curated record. Lineage: Eukaryota; Fungi; Ascomycota; Sordariomycetes; Hypocreales; Nectriaceae.
AUGUAUGUGCGUCGCACUGCCGUCCUCGCCAUCAUGGCGACCAUCAGCGCCAUGGCAGUCACAGCCCAAAAUCUGUCGUUUGGAGCCGACAACUUCUACCGUGGCGAGAGCGUUCAGAUGCAGCCUAUCACUUUCCCUACCGCGUACCGCACCAACGUCGUAGGCAACCUCUUUUACCCACGUAACCUAAGCCGCAGUGUCGAGACUCCUGCCAUCGUCGUCGGCCACCCCAUGGGCGCCGUCAAGGAGCAGAGCGCCAAUCUCUAUGCCACCAAGCUCGCUGAACAAGGUUUUAUCACCAUUUCCAUCGACCUUCCCCACUGGGGCGGCAGCGAUGGCGAGCCUCGCAACGCCGUUUCGGCCGAAUACUAUGCAGAAGCGUUCAGCGCCGCUGUUGACUACCUCGGCCUUCAACAAUUUGUCGACCGUGAGCGCAUCGGUGGUGUAGGUAUCUGCGGUAGCGGCUCCUUCAUCAUCAGCGCUGCCAAGAUCGACUCCCGUCUUAAGGCUAUUGCCACUGCAAGCAUGUACGACAUGGGCGCCGUCACUCGCAACGGCCUCCGAAGGUCACAGACCCUAGCCCAGCGCAGGGAGCUUAUCGACGCCGCCGCCGCACAGCGCUGGAAUGAGUCCCAGGGUGCAGAGCCCGAGUUAGUCGGCGGCACUGUGGAUAGGUAUGAGGAUGUUACCGAUGCUAUUCAGCAAGAGUUCUACGACUUUUACCGCACCACUCGCGGUGAGGUCACACCCUCAGGUGCUUUACCUAACACCACGACUCACCCCACGCGCUCGAGCCAAGUCAAGUUCCUCAACUUUUAUCCCUUCAACGACAUCGACACUAUCUCGCCCAGACCCCUGCUCUUCAUCUCUGGUGACCAGGCCCACUCGCGCGAAUUCAGUGAGGAGGCCUAUAGACUUGCUGCUGAGCCUAAGGAACUGAUUUGGGUCCCUGGUGCUGGCCACGUCGAUCUCUAUGACCCGCAACCAGCACAGGUUGGAAAAAUCCACCAAAUUUCAAGCAUCGAAGACGUACUAUACUCCAUUGACCCGUGGCUACUCUAUCAGUCAGACAACUUUCUACUCGAUUUCAGACUCUCUCUAGAUGUGGAGCGCAUACGACUUGAUCUACGGCCAAUUCAGAGGGUCAAUCUCGCCUCAAAAACCUUACACCUCGAGCCAGAUGGAGCAGAUGAGAUUCUUGAUAAUUGGGAGAGUUCAGUGCUAUUUGAAGAUAGGGAAAACAUGCUCUUCGAAGGCGUUACUCUUCUUUUUAACCGAGUUUCUCAUGAAUGGGACGAAGCUGGCCGGGCACGAAUCGCGAUCCGACAUCCACAACCUUAUUUGUUCGAAGGCUUCUUCACCUUGAAUGGUCAUGCCUACCAUGUCACACCGAGCGAUGAAUAUCUCAAAAAAAGAAAUGAUGGGGAUCCUUCGCCGCCAACUUCAGGUUCUACACAUAUGGUCGUUUGGAAAUGA